Temnothorax curvispinosus is the source of this 935-nucleotide messenger RNA. Its product is annotated as odorant receptor 82a-like. Lineage: Eukaryota; Metazoa; Arthropoda; Insecta; Hymenoptera; Formicidae. The coding region runs from base 31 to 471 and encodes 146 amino acids. Gene Ontology annotation, molecular function: olfactory receptor activity; odorant binding. Gene Ontology annotation, cellular component: plasma membrane. The record is from RefSeq and is a predicted model, not a curated record. Gene Ontology annotation, biological process: sensory perception of smell; detection of chemical stimulus involved in sensory perception of smell. The transcript is spliced from 3 exons.
UUCAGUUUUGUACAACAAAUAGAAAGUAUUAUGAAUAAAGCCUGUCUAGCAGAAUUGAUGGGAUGCACGAUGAAUAUGUGCUUAAUGGGAUAUUUCGUUGUUAUGAACUGGAGUGCGUUCGAUAAGGCAAAAAUAUUAUCACAUUUUGUGGCAUACAUAACAGCGAGUAUAAAUAUAUUUAUAUUUUGUUACAUCGGUGAAAUCCUCACGGAAGAGUGUGAAAAAAUUGGAGACAUAACAUAUAUGACUAAUUGGUAUAGACUGCCUCACAAAACAGCGCUUGGUCUCAUUUUGAUAAUCAAGCAAUCGAGUCACAUUAUCAAGAUAACUGCGGGAAAAAUAGUUCUGUUAUCCAUAUCAACCUUCGGUGACGUAAGUAACACACAUACUACAGUUAUUGACGUCGAAUAUAAAAUUUUUAUAAAAUUUACUUUCUUAUCGUUCAUAAAUUGUUAUAAUAAUUGUACAUAAUAACUUCACGAUUUAAUCUGAUACAAUAUACUGUAUCAAAACAAGUUUCAACAACCUAAUAAUUUAUUGUACAUUUUGUUGUUAGCAAAAAAAACAAAGCCAUUUCGUCAUUUCAGGUAAUCAAAACUUCCACGGCAUAUUUAAAUUUCUUACGAACGAUGACCAAAUAAAACGUAGAGAGGCUUAGUUAUAAAACACAUGUAUGGAAUAUCUUCCAAAUAGAAUAGAUGUUAAAUAAACACGCUUAAUAAUUAUUAUGGUAUAACAGAAUUUUCUACGAUUAAUUUCUUGAAAGUACAAAUAGUAUUCCUCACAAAUUCCCUGAAACUAAAGAAAUUAAAACCAAAUACUUUACGAAACGUACAUGCAUAGCCACAAAAAAAAAUACUAUCGUAUUCCUCUCCAAACGUGGUCUUUAACAAGCAUGUCGAGUACAUUACAAAAAAUUGCUAAAAUAUAAUACA